UUAGAAAUAGAAAUAUCCUUUAUUUCUGUGCAACAGCAGCAAAGUGAUAGAAAGUCACACAAAGAUAGAAUAUAAAAUAUAGAAUAAAUACUGUGUAGUUAUGGAAAAACAGUGUGCAACGGAGUUGGUUGAUUAAAAAAAUGUGCAUGUCUCUGUCAGACUGUUUACAAUUAGUGAGAAUAAUUUCAUAAUUACAUCAUUUUGCUUCCAACAAAUAAAGUCCUAGAUCCUCUUUUACUGUUUCCUGUGACUCUUGUGUUAGUUUUUCUCCCUUUUGUUCAUCUGCGUCUUUCCUGGGUGUUGAGUGAACAAAAAGCGGCGAAAAGCUGCUCUGCGCUGCCGGCAGGUCAGAAAUGAAAAGUCAGGGCGCAGAAGGAGGUUCACGGGGUUUAACGAGGAUUUGGGCUGUAAGGGGGCGGAGCCUGCGGGUCCCGGGAUUGUAUCAUCCGUGGGCAUGCUCCCUCCUGCAGCCGUGACAUCACCGCAGCAUUCCUUUCCACAGAGCUGGAACAACAGAGACCCCCAUCACUCUCCUCAUCGCCAUCUCCUGUUAACCCUCUCUGCACGCCCCCAAAUCUGCUCGACUUCCAACAUCCCUUUUUUAGCUUUGAGGGAGCGGAGUGGACGUCACAGACCUCUGGAAGCAGCCAUAAUAUUUGCUGAUCAGCAGCCCUGAUAUGACCGAUCCAGUCCGGCGUUUUGGUUGCUCCACACUUCUUUGCCUCUACUAAUAUGCCACAAAGCGCUGAUAACCAGGAAAAGUUUAAGUCCACUGCUUACAGCUAUCAAAUGGUGUGUCCCAAAUUGGAGCUCUGCAGGGGCCAAAGCCUGCUAAUGCCACAAGAUACUGAUAGUGAGUCAAGACCAAAAGUGAUAUAAUGUGGGGGAAGGGAAGAAGGAAAGAGGGGGAAGAAAAAAAAAAAGGAGGCAGACCCAAUGAGGGAGGUAGUGAAAAUAAGGUUAAGAGGACAAUAAGGCAGAGCUGUAAAGGAGAAACGAAACAGAGGUGCAGAGCUGCUCAGAGAUUAGCUGUUCACUUUUUAUGGUCAGGAGGGAGGUUGAAUUGUCAUUCAGCCAGAGAAAGGAGGAGGGGUCGGCAGACGGCAGAGCUGGGGAGGGGAGGGAGAUAGAGGAGGAAAAAGGAGUGGCUUUCUGCAGAUAGGCGCCCCUCUCCACCGGAGUAAAGUCUUCUCUCACAGGCAGCUCAUGGGAGUGGAAAUAAAACAGAAACUCUGAUAUCCAGACCAAAGAAGAAGAAGAUAAAGACUUGACUUCACGCCUCCUUUUGUACCAGGCUGUAUGAGGGUUUCACUCAACCAUGGCAUCAGCAGCUCCCCAGAAAAGGAUGGUGUCCUCAGUCUUCAUCACGCUGUCGUCCCCCCACCGAGCCACCGUGACACAACAGCAGCAGCAGCAGCAGCCGGCCCUCCGCACCCACGGCGGCCCGGACAGGCAGCACAACACUGCAGGUGAUGACCUCUCCUCCCUCAGGCGGAGAGCAGAGGAGAUGUCGCCCACCAACACCGGCAGAAACUGGAUCGGUGCGGGGCCCCGGGCCAAAGCAUCCGGCCCUCAGAGUCAACCCCGACCUGCCCCAACAGGAGCCACCAAAGCCGAGGUGCAGGAGAAGAGCAGGAGCUCUUCAGCAGAGUUUUUCCCUCCUCCUCCUCCUGACAUUCUACCUUCAUCGUUCUCUGAAGAUGCAGCUCUUCCUCCUCCUCCUCUGUCCCUGACGUCUCCCCUCCAUCCACAGAGUCCUGACCAGCACCCAGUUUCCAACAAAGAGGUAAAAGUAUUUUCACCAACCAGAGGCUCGAAACACGAUGAAGAAACUAACGGGAUUCACAGAAACAGCCAGGACAUGACCACAGAGAGCAAAGAUUUGUGUGGCUUCUGUCGGAAACCCAUGGCUCUUUCUGAACCGGCGAUAGAAGCCCUGAACAGGAUUUACCAUGAGGGCUGCUUCCAGUGCAGAUCCUGCCACGUUCCCCUGGCUGGGAAGCAGUACUACAACAAGGCGGGAAUCCCUCUGUGUGAAGGCUGCUAUCAGGCCAGUUUGGAGCUGUGCUGGACGUGUGGGGAGAUUAUCACCGACCAGAUAAUCCGUGCCAUAGAGCGAACGUACCAUCCCUCCUGUUUCACCUGCACAACAUGCAACCAGCAAAUCGGAGCACAAGCUUUUGCUCAGGGGGAGGUUGGUGAAGUUUACUGUCUGCAGGACUACUACAGGAAAUAUGCUCCGAUGUGUAGCGCCUGUGACCAGCUCAUCAUUCCUAAAGAAGAUGGUACUGAUAGCUACACUGUUGAGUGUCUGGGGCGCUCCUACCAUGAGAACUGCUACAGAUGUGAGGACUGUGGCAUCCAGCUCUCCCCUGAGCCAAACGAGCACGGCUGCUAUCCUUUUGAAGGGAAAAUGUUAUGCAAAGCCUGCCAUGUCAGCCUGAUUUCCGGGCAGCAGUAACAUCACCUGGGCUCGCUGCAAGCAAGAGAAAACUGAGUGUUCAGCCCAACGAUUCACAUGUGCCUUUGCAGGAAAGCAUACGUCACAGUGCUUUCUUUGAUAUCGCAUUUAAUUACUUUCCAAUAUGUCAGGCGUUCUGAGAAAUACAAAUCAACUUUUCUUUUAUACUUGAUCAUUUUGCACUUGAGAUAAAAAUGCGUUGAACAUAUUUAUGCAACUGGCUUUGCAAAAACUAUGUGUAACAAAUUAGUAGAAUCUGGAUCAUAUUGCUUUUACUUAGCUUUGUACAAAAAAAAA
This is a messenger RNA of Poecilia reticulata (guppy), 2758 nucleotides long. The record is from RefSeq and is a predicted model, not a curated record. Lineage: Eukaryota; Metazoa; Chordata; Actinopteri; Cyprinodontiformes; Poeciliidae.